Loxodonta africana (African savanna elephant) is the source of this 1789-nucleotide messenger RNA. It is a transcript of the gene ATF5, whose product is annotated as activating transcription factor 5. The transcript is spliced from 3 exons. Bases 222 to 1052 code for a protein of 276 amino acids. The record is from RefSeq and is a predicted model, not a curated record. Gene Ontology annotation, cellular component: nucleus. Gene Ontology annotation, biological process: regulation of transcription by RNA polymerase II. Gene Ontology annotation, molecular function: RNA polymerase II transcription regulatory region sequence-specific DNA binding; DNA-binding transcription activator activity, RNA polymerase II-specific. Lineage: Eukaryota; Metazoa; Chordata; Mammalia; Proboscidea; Elephantidae.
GCGACCCCUCCGUGCCCCCCGGCCCGUCUCCGCGCUCACCGCACCUGCGCUAUCCGCUCUUGCCUUCUUUCUUCAGCCGAGGCCUCCGCUGCCUCCCCUUUCUGCCGCCAUGGAGUCCUCCGGUUUCGCCUUGGUGCCUGCCUUAGUCCAUCUGAGCAACCUCCCAGCUGUUGGUGCUGCCUCCUUCGUUGCCAUCCGUGCCCAGCGCCUCUUUUGCAGCCAUGUCACUCCUGGCGACCCUGGGGCUGGAGCUGGACAGGACCCUGCUCCCAGCUAGCGGGCUGGGCUGGCUCGUAGACUAUGGGAAACUCCCCCUGGCCCCUGCCCCCCUGGGCCCCUAUGAGGUCCUUGGGGGAGCCCUGGAGGGCGGGCUUCCAGGGGGAGGAGAGCCCCUGGCAGGAGACGGCUUCUCUGACUGGAUGACUGAGCGGGUUGACUUCACAGCCCUCCUUCCUCUGGAGCCUCCCUUUCCCCCUGGUGCCCUUCCCCCACCUUCCCCGCCCCCACCUGAUCUGGAAGCCAUGGCCUCCCUCCUCAAGAAGGAGCUGGAGCAGAUGGAAGACUUCUUUCUUGAUGCCCCACUCCUCCCGCCACCCUCCCCUCCUCCGCCACCCCCACAAGUUCCUCCUCUCCCCCUCCCCACCUUAGACCUCCCCCAGCCCCCUGCCCUGGAUACCCUCGACUUGCUGGCCAUCUACUGCCGCAGUGAGACUGGGCAGGGGGAUGCUGUGGGGUUGGCACCCCUGCCCCCACCACAGCAGCCCCCUCCUCCCCCACCUCAGCCCUCUCGCCCAGCCCCGUACCCCAACGCUGCCACCACCCGAGGGGACCGCAAGCAGAAGAAGAGAGACCAAAACAAGUCAGCAGCUCUGAGGUACCGCCAGAGGAAGCGGGCAGAGGGCGAGGCCCUGGAGGGCGAGUGCCAGGGGCUGGAGGCUCGGAACCGGGAGCUGAGGGAAAGGGCUGAGUCGGUGGAGCGGGAGAUCCAGUACGUCAAGGAUCUGCUCAUUGAAGUGUACAAGGCUCGAAGCCAGAGGACACGCAACAGCUAGAUGGGCAGGGGCUUUGGCCUGUAGGGGGCACUGGUAUUCAGCUCUGGGUCACUUCCGUUUCUGUGGCUGAGGUGGGACCCCUUCAUCAUCCCUCUACCUCCAGCUUCACUCUACACCCUUCCCUCCUUUAUUUUUAUCCUUGUCUCCUUUCUAGCCCAUUUCUGAAUUUGGUCCCCUACUCCAUCCUCAGAACUUUGGAAUGUUUGGCCUUAGUUAACAUCUCCAUCCCUCAAGUAUCAGCUGAGGAACUGAGAGCUACAGGGAAUUCAGGGAGCAGAUCAGCGCUUGGAAAUAGGGCCUCUUGAGUCCCAAAUCAGUGCUUUCUUGCAAGUUGUUCUCGGUGCGGGGUGGAGUGGUCCUGGCUGGAACCUAGAGGUGGGGCCAGGAAGCUAUGCAGAAUUACUAUGCCAAUGAGAACAGGGACUCUGGAUAGGUAAGUCAGGGAGCACUUCAAGAAAAAGCAAAAAAACCAAGCCAAGUGACCUUGGGGAGAACUACUUUUGGGGAGAGAGUCCAGAGGUGGCCAAGUUCACAGAGCAGGUGAAUAUACAGGCAUUGGGGAGGAAGGGGCAGGGUGGGGAAUGGCCAUAGUUGGUGACUGGGUGUUCAAUUUUAGCUCUGGGAGGAAAUCAGUGUUUUGUGAAGGUGUUGGGGGACAGGGCUGUAUCUAGGUGAGGGGGGGGGGAGUGAUCCUUUGGGGGUUUGUGAACAAAAAUAAAAUGACUUUCCUCUUGGUC